Sphaeroforma arctica JP610 is the source of this 258-nucleotide messenger RNA. RefSeq lists its product as hypothetical. The transcript has a single exon. NCBI's taxonomy places the organism in Eukaryota, Ichthyosporea, Ichthyophonida. The record is from RefSeq and is a predicted model, not a curated record. The annotation marks the transcript as partial.
GUCACACGCUCCUUUGAUGCCAACCGUAUCCUGGUGGUGUCCGCCAUGGCUACUCUGGCGGAUGCUCUAGUGCGAGUGAUAGCCAAUGAUCUGCCGUCUAUUUUUAGCCAGCACAUGUGCGGUACUCCACCCCCGGCACCCGAGUUUAACUUUCAUGCGUUUGGUAUCGAUGUGGGAUCGUUUGAGACGCAGAGCGAGUACAUGCAGUUCACCACACCUGAGGCAUGUUUAUCCUUUAUAGUUGGUAGCAUGCUAUAG